UGAGGCCCAUUUGGCGCUGUAUGAGGCCCAUUUGUGGCCCCGUCUACUCCUAGUUUUGAUUAUUGUAAUUUCUGACCAUCAAAUAUGAUUCUGUUUCUAUAUAUUAUCCAGAGAUUUCAUAUGGUUUAAAAUCUAAACCUAAUUAAUGUACAUUAUGAAAAAGUACCACCAAUAUAGACAAAAGUAAUAUUCACAUCAACUCUAGAUUUACAAAAUAUGGUAAACUAACCAUAUCUAAAAUAUGUGUAUAUCUCGUAAUAAAGAAAGACUCAACUCUAGAUUUGCACAAAAAUGUAAAAAAAGAGUUGAUAAUGAUUCUGAAUACAGUAUAUGGAUACGAAGCAAUUGCUUUAACUCAAACUCCAAAUUUGAUCUCUCUGGUAGGGAAGUAAAAUAACGACGAUGGAAUCUCCGCCGUCACAGGAUAUGGAUUCUUCUCCUACGGGACUGUUUUUGUUUAUGUUACCUCUGAUGGCCAUUGUAGGAAUCGUUAUCUACUUUGAUAGAAUUUGCAUAGAGCCUAUUCAGCAACCUCCUACGGAAAUAGCUCUUGAGACUCACCAAAAUUCUCAUCCACUACCUCAGUCUCAAGAAGACAUUGAGACCGGACAUGUAAUGCUGCCUCAGCCUCAACAAGACAUAACAAUCGGAUGUAUGACGUGGAUCAAUGAAACGACAGUUUUAGAGUUUAAAGAUAUCGAAGAAGGGUCCAAUAAGAUUUGUUGUCCGAUAUGUCUUGAAGAGUUUGAAGAUGGCCAUGAGAUUAUUCGUAUAAAUAUGUGUAGACAUGUUUUUCAUCGUUUUUGUAUUGAUUAUUGGCUCAAUCAGAAUCGAAGCUGUCCGAAUUGUCGAUGCUCCCUUAAUGCAAGAAAGAGCCUAGAGGGAGAGUAGGGUUUAUUUUUUUAAUCUCCUUAUAUCGAUUUAUUUCAU
This is a messenger RNA of Arabidopsis lyrata subsp. lyrata, 930 nucleotides long. RefSeq names its product RING-H2 finger protein ATL39. The transcript has a single exon. The record is from RefSeq and is a predicted model, not a curated record. Lineage: Eukaryota; Viridiplantae; Streptophyta; Magnoliopsida; Brassicales; Brassicaceae. The coding region runs from base 403 to 891 and encodes 162 amino acids.